AAUUGUUAUUACCUUGACAAUGAUCUGACUAAAGCUAUUCUUAUUUACUGCAUCGAUAUUUCAAUCUCGACUAAAUUUGUUACAGAAAGACACUAUGGAACGAUUUUCAACGGUAGUUAUCCUGGCACUGUUGUUAUUUGCAACCUGGCAGAUAAUACACAGGCGGAAGUAUCAUGUCGUGAAUGGACAACUCCUAUUCGUUAUCAAAAAAAAGGGAACAACAUUAUUGUGAAUUUUAAAGAAGGACCUUCAAAGUGUGAUAUAAAAAGAUAUAAAGUAUCAAUUUUUCAUAUGAAUUUACCCCAUUUAAAAGCGGUGGCUUCCGAGAUAACCCCAAAUGUAACCCAGGAAUUUCUUGGAAUAUGUGAUGGAAACUACUACAUAACUGUUGAAAUAUUUGAUGAAUUUUGGAAUGAUAGUAAGAAAUGUAUAUGUAAAUUAUAUGAAUAUUGUAACACAUGUAAUCGGUCAAAGACCAAUAAUUUUACAGUGAUUGGUACACCAUGUACAACCCCAUCACCAAAGCACAACAAUGAAACAUCAACAAAACACAAAGAGAACUCUUCUAAAUUAACCAUAUCCCUUGCUAUUAUUGGUGCUAUGAUCAUUCUUCUGCUUCUUGCUCUCAGUUUUUACUGUUUCAAGCGAACACUCCAAGAGAAAAGAGGGCUGUUAUUUUAUACAGAGGACCAUACUUACCACUGUGAAGCCAUUGAUAAGUUUAUAUCUUUCAUGAAUAAGAGUAAAUGUAAACUAGAAGUUGCUGCUCGGCUAGUGAAAGGUGGUGAUCCAUUAAGACUGAGUUUAGAAAUUCAAAAGUCUGAUUUUAUAAUUCUUGUUUACUCCAAAGCUCUUCACAAAAGAAUUCAGGCAUGGAAAAGCAACCAAGAUUACAUAAAUUUUUAAAAUUUUUUGACAGUUUCCCUUCUUAGAGAACUUAAUGCAAGCAACAAACUUAUCAUUUGUAAGUUUCCUCAGGUACCAAUCUCCAGUAUCAGCAGUGAAUUACCUUCAAUCAAGUGUUACACUCUUACAAAAGAGUUGAACUCACUUAUUAAAAAAAUCCAUCGAUCAAGAGUGCAUCAAGAGCUUGCUAUUCGUGUCAAGAGUAACAAGCUCAAUCAUAAAUUUAACUCUUUGACAAACACAAUUAAGAAUGCUGCCACAUUUGAAGAAAAUAAUUCCAAUUGGUUUGAAGACAAAUAUAUUUGCCCUAAGAAAAUGGAAUCUUUAAAUGAAAUGCCUGAUUACAGUG
Molecule: messenger RNA, 1255 nt
Organism: Octopus sinensis (East Asian common octopus)
Lineage: Eukaryota; Metazoa; Mollusca; Cephalopoda; Octopoda; Octopodidae
Exons: 7
Coding region: 292-906 (204 amino acids)
Source: RefSeq, a predicted model, not a curated record